CUAUUCUCUCUCGAUCGCUUUUGCCUUGUUCUGCUGCGCUCACUUUUGCUCCUCCCCGCCACCCAUCUACUCUCAGAAACCCCGAUAAAACAAUGGCACUGCGUCUAAAGAUCCAAGACGGCGACUACUCUGUCUGCCGCUUUGUGCCCACAACCGACCUUUCCCAGCUCCUCAACCUCUGCGCCGACGGCUUUUUCUCAAUCACACGCACAAAAGACGAAAUCUCCGUCGUCCGUCCAAGCUUCGCUGGCGAGGACUCCUUGCGCACCACGCACAGCGACUGCAACUACAAGAUCGAAUCCGGCUGGCGCCUGCUUAAAGUCGAGGGUCCGCUGGAUUUCGGCCUGGUGCCGCUGUUUGUCGUCAGCACUUUUGACACCGACUAUGUGCUGGUCAAGAAGGACAGGCUGGACGAUGCGGUUGAUGCCCUGAACCACAACAGCAUCUUUCAUCGACUGAUUUUUUUUACGAAAUAUCAACGAUAUUUGCGC
This is a messenger RNA of Linderina pennispora, 491 nucleotides long. RefSeq lists its product as uncharacterized. Lineage: Eukaryota; Fungi; Kickxellomycota; Kickxellomycetes; Kickxellales; Kickxellaceae. The transcript has 2 exons. The annotation marks the transcript as partial. The record is from RefSeq and is a predicted model, not a curated record.